Molecule: messenger RNA, 3155 nt
Organism: Hyalella azteca
Lineage: Eukaryota; Metazoa; Arthropoda; Malacostraca; Amphipoda; Hyalellidae
Exons: 10
Coding region: 33-3155 (1040 amino acids)
Source: RefSeq, a predicted model, not a curated record
AGCUGCACCAACGGCCAGAGACAGUUUGCAAGAUGGCAUCUUCGGCAACUGCAACUACCACAAAAAAAGACGACUUCCAGGAUAUGGAGACCCUUUACCAAAACUACUACAGCAUCAUGGAACUUUGCCCCAAAUACGUUGGGAAAAUUCUCUCUCUCGAAUGUGGAGACAAAAAUCCCUCAGAAACUUAUAAAAAAUAUUUGGAGAGACUUCAGAGAAAACCUUUCAGUCAAACAGAAUGGAAAAAAAUGAGCGGAAACAAAUCCAUGGCAAGCUCAUUUGAAACAGACACCACUUCUGAUGGCAUGGAUAUGACUACGCUGUUCAAACUCUUCCAGAUGAUUUUCGAAGUAAAGAAAAAUGAUUCGAGGUUUACGAGGGACCCGGCGGAAUUCAUGGACAAGUUAAAAGCUGUCAAGGACGUUAGAAAUGAUAUGAUGCACAACGAAAAAUCGAUGAAGGAACCUAAGAAAAUUGAUGAGAUGGAAAAAAAUAUGAAGGAGUUGAUUCAAAAGAGUGGAGAGUUUUAUAAACUUCCUGAUAGUGAAACAAAAUUAAUUGAAAAUGAUCUGCAGGUCGAGAUAAAAAGUGGGCCGACUUCAGCCGGGAAGAAGCUGGCUUACCACAUUCACCGUUUACUAGUCGAGGGGAAAGAAUGUGCAAGGCUUCGUUUCCAGGACCUCGUCGAGGAAGAUCUCCCUUUCGACGCCGGCUGCGUGGACCGGUCAGAUGUGUUUCAUGCACCUGAAAUGACACUACAAGACGAGGAAACUAACACUUUCAAGUACCAAUGUGUUUUCGAUGCAAGUGAUAAAAUCGUAAUUGUUCUAGGUGACGUAGGAGCUGGUAAGACGACCUUACUCAAGAACAUAAUCUUGCAGUUCAUUGAGUUGCCGAAAUCCAAAUCACAUUUUCUGGAAGAUUUUGACAUUCUUGUUCACAUCGAGUGCCGGGAUAGGACUUCAAAAACAUUACAUGAAGUCUUUGUGGGACUUUUUGGUCGAGUAUGCAUGGACCUUGGAGAAAAAGGAACCCUCCAAGCGCUGUCACGUCUCCGUGUGCUGUUCCUGGUCGACGCAUUCGAUGAGCACAACGAGGAGUCCAUUGCAGUUCUGCGUGAGCUGUUAAAGAAAACCUGGGACCCUAAUUCCCGCAUUCUCAUCACCAGCCGUCCUACCGCUGUCGGAAAAUUGAACCAAUUACUUGCCAAAAAUAAUUGUCAUUACUCAUUUUACGUGAUUUCGCCUCUCACUCAGUUAGAUGAGCAGGUAAAGUUCAUCAAAAAGUAUGAACAAAGACUAAGCACAGUCCCUGCGGCAGCUGGAGCGAUGUCCGAACGAUUCUCCAGGCUGGACCCACACAUCAGAGCGCUUUUCGUCACACCAAUGACUCUGCUGCACUACUGCGCUAUAUACCUGCGCUCUCCACAAACUAUAAAUAAUUGGAAAAGUGCAAGCGACGUGUCAGGAGACACAUUGAAUCUGUAUAAGAUCAUCUUUGAAGAGAAGCUUAGCGACUAUGAUGUCCCCGAUAUUGACGUUCUUAUUCACAAGCUGUUUGUGAUUAUUGGCAAGUUCGCUGUGGAGUUUCUUGCGAGCGACAAGAUCAGCUUCUAUGAAGACGAGUUCCUGCCAGUGAAAGAAUCAUGUCACUCAGAAAUAACAUCCCACUGUGGCCACAAGGGCCUAAAGUCCGACGUGCUGCUCUCCGUCAUGUUCAGUACCAAGAAAUCGCUGUCGUGUAGCGAUAAAACGACCUACUCCUUCGGACAUAAGAGCAUCCAGGAACGGGCAGCAGCAACUUACGUUAAAAAGUGCAUGAUGAGUACCAACGAACCUCUCCGGGUUAUUUUGGGCUUACCGCCCGUAGUAAACCCAUGGUACACAUCAAUCAGGCGACGGCUCUUCUCUGUCUUUCGAACAAAACAGCGACCAUUGGAUGACUCCUCGGGCAGCGAUGGAACCGAACCAGGGUCUGUCGAGCGGUGCCUCCCCGAACGCUUCCUGGAAGUGCUGCAGUACGUCCUGCAGGACCUGAGCAGCAGCAGCCCCCGGCAGUUCCAGAAGCGCUGGCCCCAACUGAGGGACGCCCUCACUGCCGCCGGCGUCACCAGGGGCGGCGACUGGCAGGCGGUGCUGCUGAGGAGCCCUGAAGUCACCGCGCUGGCGAAGCACGCGGCCGAGGUCACGAUCAAAGAGACUGACGUGUGGCCUCGAGUCAUCAACAUCGUGAUGCCAGCUGCGGUGCUGCGCACUGCAGGCACCAGCUGGUCUGACCUGGCGCGGCGUUACAAGGGACAACUGAAGCUGGACAUCAGACCAGCAGGAGUGAUGGCAAGCCCCGAGCCCUGCGACGACCUGCUGGAGUGCCUCAAGGGCUCCAGGUGUCAGCUCACUGAGCUGCAGUGCGGCAUCAGCAGCGCAGCUGGGGUGGACGCUGUAGCGGCCGUGUCUACGGCCACAACUGCGCUGCACAUCGCACUCCCCGCCCCCCUCAGCCUGCACGCCCUGCACGGCAAAUAUAAGAGCCUAGUCGUGAACAUUUGGCCGCUGGAUGCCGCCUGGUGCCAGGAGGGGCACGACGCUGGAGUCGAGAGCCCGCCCAGCCCCCGAGCUGACGUGCGUCUGCCAGCCCUGCCACCGCCGCACCUGGUGGUGUGGGGCGCCGGGCCCGGCAGCUGCGAGGCCACCGCCCGGGCCAUCAACAAAGUCGCCCCACACACCAAAAGACUGGAGAGCAUAUGGCUGUUCCGCUCCGAGAUGGGAGAGGAUGAGCUGCGGCAACUGCUGGAGGAACUGCAGCGAGAAGGCGUCCGGAGUGGCGCUGCCGGCAACACGCGAUACACAAGAGAUCCCCGCGGCUUGGUUGAGCUUCACGUGACGGACGUCCUCCGUGACCCCGACGGGAGUGUGAAGGCCGUAGGCCAAGUCCUCACGCAACUGCAGUCCAUCAACGCUGAGGACUUCGAGGCGCAGUGGACUGAAGUGCAGCGCAUCAUGCAGGAAGCGGGCGCCUCAGCGCAGGACUGGCGGGAGGCGCUGCUGUGCCGCCCCCACGAGGCGAGGCUCGCCAUCACAGCCGCGCAGACGACCAGGGCGGAGGACGGGCAGUUCACAAUAACGUGCGGUGAGAUGCGCGCUUGUUUGUGCAAUUAA